AAUUUGAUUUUUGACAUCAUCAAAAUCAAUCUAUCACAAAACCUCCCAAAAAUCUCUCCUUUUCUUCUAUUCCUCUCCAUUCUUGUUCUUCCCCUUCAACAAAAAUUGAGCAGACAAAAUGUUGAGCAGGGCAUCUUACUCUCAUCACCAUCUACCCUCCAUCACAUUUGCAUCAUCAUCUUCAUCACUUCCCUUUUCUGCAUUUAGACUCUCUUUCAAUUUAUCCACAUUUUCUCUCUCCUCUAAACACCCUCAAAAGCUUCAAUUUGAAAACUUCCGAUUUUACAAUUCUUCUUCAACUUUCACCAAUAAAUUCAAUCCUGCAAGGUGUUUUGAUCGAAAUUCUAGCAUACCCAGUUCGAUUUUGAGUGUUUCACCACUUUCUGGCUGCUUCAGCUCAUCCCCAACUAUGAUGGGUCGUCCUUCUUUCAAAGCGUUUUCAACCGGAAGUAGCUCUGGUGGCAAUAGGGAAAUACUGGUGCAACACUUGCUUGUCAAAGAAAAUGACCUUAACCUUUUAGUGGAACUUCAGAAAAGGAUUGCAGGAGGUGAGGAUUUAAGUGAUCUUGCUGUGGAACACUCUAUUUGCCCGUCAAAACAAGAGGGCGGGUCACUUGGUUGGGUCAACAAAGGACAAAUGGUACCAGAGUUUGAAGAAGCUGCAUUUUCUGCACCAUUAGACAAAGUUGUAAGAUGUAAAACAAAGUUUGGAUGGCACUUGCUGCAAGUCGUAUCCGAGAGGGAAGGGUCGUUGCUUGGUGAAGUUCAAGUAAGUGAGCUGCAGGAGAAAAUGCAGGAUCCCGAUUUCACAGAAAAGGCACAGUUGAUCGAUGUUCGAGAGCCAGAAGAAAUUGCCAAAGCAUCUUUACCAGGUUUUCAAGUUCUUCCUCUUCAGCAAUUUGGAACAUGGGGACCCGAGAUUACGACCAAGUUCGAUCCACAACAAGACACUUAUGUUAUGUGUCACCAUGGAAUGCGAUCAAUGCAGGUUGCCAGAUGGUUACAGACACAAGGCUUCAAGAAAGUGUUCAAUAUAACCGGAGGAAUUCACGCGUAUGCUGUGAACGUCGAUCCUUCUGUUCCAACCUAUUAAAAAACUCAGUAUCAGUAUCACCACCAAUAUAGCAGCAGCAUUUUGUUAUGGACCUCCAUUUUUGCUUCCCAUUACCUUGAUAUGCUGAUAAGUGCCAUUUUUUUUUAUAGAGUUGUAAUGUCAGAUGGUUUUUCGAUCGAUUUUCAUGAAUGGUUUGGAAAAUUAUAAGGUGCAAGUUUUGUGUUA
Molecule: messenger RNA, 1279 nt
Organism: Spinacia oleracea (spinach)
Lineage: Eukaryota; Viridiplantae; Streptophyta; Magnoliopsida; Caryophyllales; Amaranthaceae
Product: rhodanese-like/PpiC domain-containing protein 12, chloroplastic
Exons: 8
Coding region: 119-1093 (324 amino acids)
Molecular function (GO): peptidyl-prolyl cis-trans isomerase activity
Source: RefSeq, a predicted model, not a curated record